AUGUCGAGGCACAGCCUACUUCAGUACCUGCUUGUAACACGCUGGAGAGUUGGCUUUUGUUCUCUACAGAGCAGAGGAAUUCCAAGCUUGCGUAACAGGUUUGCAUUGCAAACUACGGCACCAAGACAAGGAGGAGCAAUGGCAUCGCCCGUCAUGCGCGGAAGGACUGCUUUCGUUGUGACAUCCGGCCGGACCUUCUUGCGAGCCUCACAACUCACCAGGCAUGUAUGUCCGGCGGUGAGGCGAUUUUCUGCCAGCCGCACACCUAGAGCCUCAAUUGAGACUGAAGUUGGUCAGAAAAUGAAGGAUGCGAUGAAGUCCAAGGACAAGGAUGCUCUCAGAGCACUGCGCGGAAUUCGCGCAGCCUUUCUGAACGCCCUAAAGGAAACUGGAAGCGGGGACACGCUACCAGAUGAUGUGGCGAUGACGCAACUGAGAAAGCUUGCAAAGAUGCGCACGGAGAGUAUUGCCAUGUUCCGGGAUGGAGGGCGAGAUGAUUUAGCUGAGGCCGAGCAAAAGGAAUUAGAAAUCAUUGAACAGUGGUUGCCAAGCUUGGUGGGUGAAGAGCAGACUACGGCUUGGGCAAAGGAAGCCAUUGAGAAGACCGGUGCUUCGAAGAAGGGGGACAUGGGUUCGACUCCUCUUCUCAGCCAUCUCAGAGUUGCGAUUGACACCGAAGUCGGAACUAAAACAUCCAGCGAGAAAGCCAGAAUGUUGAACACAGCGUUUGUUUCAUCCCUUGCGGGUGUCAAGUCUGGUUUCCUUUCACAGGGCCUGCCAACACCCUCGACAUGCCGCAAACCAGCGAUGGGCAUCUCGACCAUGGGGCUCGGAAACCUGGCUUCUGGCGCCAAACUCCUGCUCGUGACAGGGGCUUUAACAGUAGGAGCGAUAAUUGUGCUCCCGCAAGCCAGUUCGGCGGGCUUGUUUAACUUCAGUGGCGAGAAGCCCAGCAACGUUGGCUUGCGCUCCGAACGCUACUUGGACAGCUGCCCUGCAUCUCCGAACUGCAUCUCGUCUAUGGCUAAUGCGUAUGACUCGCACUUCGUUCCUCCAUGGACUUAUACAAGUGCAGGAUCGAAGAAGACUAUGGCAGGAGCCAUUAGGGAUGUCACAAAGGCUAUCGAGAACUAUCCUCGAACGAAGAUAAUCGAAAGCCGGCCGACAAAAAGCGAAGUAGGAGAGGGACACUACAUUUAUGCCGAGUUCAAAUCGAAGACGUUUGGGUUUGUGGAUGACGUCGAGUUCUUGUUCCAGCCGGAUCAAUCAACUGUAGAAUAUCGCAGCGCGUCGAGGCUUGGAGAAAAGGACUUUGAUGCGAACCGCAAGAGAAUUAGGGAACUGCGAGUGGCUUUGCAAGAAAUGGACAAGGGCUGGGCUUCCACAGGCUACAACUGAUAUAGACGUUAGCGAUGCGCUUACCCGCAGAAGGGUGGAAGGGACAGGGUAGCAUACAGUGGUGUAGUUGAGUUCAAGGCGGCUUGUCCUUUUCUCUCAUGGCCUUCUCUUUUGCGUUGACAAAAGCCCAUAAACCAGGAUUGAUGUCAUCCUG
Chondrus crispus (carragheen) is the source of this 1552-nucleotide messenger RNA. RefSeq lists its product as hypothetical. Gene Ontology annotation, molecular function: carbon-nitrogen ligase activity, with glutamine as amido-N-donor. Bases 1 to 1398 code for a protein of 465 amino acids. Lineage: Eukaryota; Rhodophyta; Florideophyceae; Gigartinales; Gigartinaceae. The transcript is spliced from 7 exons. The record is from RefSeq and is a predicted model, not a curated record.